AUGAGGACGGCUCCCCAUCCCCGCAGCGCCCCGACUCACCUGAGCCACCUCUCUCCCCGGCCAGCCUGGCCUGGCCUGGCCCGGCUCAGCUCAGUUCAGCUCAGCCCCGUGGAACGCAGAGCCGAGAGGGCUUUGGGCAGUCGGCGGCCUGGGCAGCCGAGAUUCCUGCAGCAGCGGCGGGAGGAGGGACGAAGGAAGCGGAGUCUCCUCCUCCCGGGGGGAGGGGAGAGGGAGAAGGGCGAAGAGAACCGCGGGGCAGGGACAGGGGCUGGCGCAGCCCGUCUGGGUGUGUGGCUUGCGCCAGACUCAGCUCGGCCAGAUUCUCUUGCAGAGAAACCAGGCCUAUGCCCUAAGGAUCUCCUUCCAUGCAAAGAGCUAUGCCAUGGAGACAAUUCCUGCCCUCAUGGCCAGAAAUGCUGCAGCACAGGCUGUGGGCACAUGUGCCAGGGAAACAUUGAAGGAGGACGGGUCGGCCAUUGUCCACUUGUCCUCCAGAGCCAUUGCAUAAUGGGCUGCAAAACUGAUGAGAACUGUCCACAUGGAGAGAAAUGCUGCAAGUCUGACUGUGGCCAGGUCUGUGUGGCCCCUAUCCUAACUCAAAACUCCACCCAGACUCCUGAGGGGGAGCCUGCUGCUCAAAACUUUACGGAGACUCCAAUCCCCGAAAUACUUCCAGUUCUAGAAACCCAGGUGAACUAGGUGACCUGAUGUUUCAGAGCUUCCUCAACUCCAGGAAUGGCGGGACUUCACUGGCCUCCUGGGGUCUCUUGCCUUGGGGAAUAGAUGGUCUUACUCACUGGCCCCUCAAU
Messenger RNA from Vombatus ursinus (common wombat), 809 nucleotides. RefSeq names its product WAP four-disulfide core domain 3 (gene WFDC3). Gene Ontology annotation, cellular component: extracellular region. Bases 1 to 699 code for a protein of 232 amino acids. Gene Ontology annotation, molecular function: peptidase inhibitor activity. Gene Ontology annotation, biological process: innate immune response; antibacterial humoral response. Lineage: Eukaryota; Metazoa; Chordata; Mammalia; Diprotodontia; Vombatidae. The transcript is spliced from 4 exons. The record is from RefSeq and is a predicted model, not a curated record.